This is a messenger RNA of Ichthyophthirius multifiliis, 399 nucleotides long. RefSeq lists its product as hypothetical. The record is from RefSeq and is a predicted model, not a curated record. Gene Ontology annotation, molecular function: protein binding. The transcript has a single exon. Lineage: Eukaryota; Ciliophora; Oligohymenophorea; Hymenostomatida.
AUGUCUUAAAACGCUAAAUAUGCAUCUAUUGCAUCUGUAGUAUAUAAUCAUAUUCCAGAUUUACUAUUUGUAGGUUUCUAUAUUGUUGAAAAUGGCGAAGAAAUACACAUAGGGCCUUAUUAAUCAAAAAUAUUAGCAAGUGCAAUUAUAAAAAAAGGUAAAGGUGUAUGCGGUACAGCUUGGGAAGAGAAAAAAGCUUAAAUAUGGAAUAAUAUUAAAGAAUGUAAAAAUUAUAUAGCGUGUGAUUCUGAAACUAAAAGUGAAAUAGUAAUACCAGUUUUAGAUAAUAAUAAAAAAAAUGUUGUAGCAGUUUUUGAUAUAGAUUCUGUUACUUAAAACAGAUUCUUGGAUCAAGAUGUAAUAAGUAUAGAAAAAAUUGUUUCAUUGUUGUAUAAAUGA